AUCAAUUUUUAUUUUUUUUUCUAAUUUAUGAGAUUAAUUUAAAUUUUAUUAAAUUGUUUGCAGCAUUUUGAAAAGUGAAUUUUGGUAAUAGAAAGAUGCCAGACACCCAAGCUCUCGUCAAUGAUUUUCUUAACAAGCUCAAAAAACGGUGAAGUCCAGGCAACAGCAAAGCAGACGCGGAACUGCUUCGGUCUGUGAUUUCUCAGACACUGCCUUAUACGAACCAGGCUGGCUUGAUUGAUUCCGUCAAGGCCGUUGGAGAACGGUUAAUUGCUGCAAAUCCUGUCGAGCUUGCGGUGGGUAAUAUUGUCAGGCGUGUUUUGCACAUUAUCAGAGAGGAGGAUCUUUCUCUGACAACAGCUGCCAUGGCUGGAUUGAACUUAUCAGCCGUAAGUGAUGAUGAAGAUGAUGCUGAUCGAGAUGACCGCCCAGUACUAUCAGCCGCUGCUGUUGCUGCUGCCUCUAGAAGCACCUUGCGUCCACCUUCCCUGCAGACACUACUUGAGGAUGUGCCUGAUUCUGCAGCAGUUCCUCAUACUUCUUCUUCUGGUGGAGAUUCUGAAGGAAAAAGCAAAUCUGCUGACAAAAGUUCAAGAAGCCGGAAGCUGAAGCAUGAUGUCAUUGAAGCAGUCAAUGAGCUUAUUCAAGACAUUAAUACUUGCCAUGAACAGAUUGCUGAGCAAGCAGUAGAGCAUAUACAUCAGAAUGAGGUAAUAUUAACCUUAGGCAGUUCAAGAACCGUGCUGGAAUUUCUUUGUGCUGCAAAAGAGAAGAAAAGAUCAUUUCGGGUAUUUGUUGCGGAGGGUGCUCCAAGGUAUCAAGGGCAUCUUCUUGCAAAAGAGUUGGUCUCAAGAGGUUUACAGACCACACUGAUUACUGACUCUGCAGUUUUUGCCAUGAUUUCUCGAGUAAACAUGGUUAUUGUUGGAGCUCAUGCUGUCAUGGCUAAUGGUGGAGUCAUAGCACCUGUUGGGUUGAACAUGGUUGCACUUGCUGCUCAAAAGCAUGCUGUCCCAUUUGUUGUACUCGCUGGCAGUCACAAGUUAUGCCCCUUGUAUCCACACAAUCCUGAAGUGUUACUGAAUGAGUUGCGGUCCCCAUCUGAGUUGCUGGAUUUUGGAGAAUUCUCAGAUUGCAUGGACUUUGGAAGCGGCAAUGGUGCCCCUCUUCUUCAUGUCGUCAAUCCAACAUUUGAUUAUGUGCCACCAAAGCUUGUUAGUCUCUUUGUUACUGACACUGGAGGGCAUAAUCCAUCAUACAUGUACCGGCUCAUUGCAGAUUAUUACUCUGCUGAUGAUCUAGUAGUGCAACGAAGACCUACUUCAGGGAAUUAAGUUUAUAGUACUCAGAUAUACUGCUCAACUUUCAGAUUAUUUGUGAUGCCUGAACGUGGAGAUAUGAAGUUAAAGUCAGAGAUUAUCAAACUGCACCGAGCAUCAUUACUGCUGAAACCAUCGUUAUGACUUUGUGGAAUCAACUUCUGCAAACUUGAGAGAAACGAAAGAAAGCCAUUAUUGUGAUUAUGAAGAAUUAUAGGGCUAGGAAGUAGAAAUGUAGUGGCAGAAACAGCGAAAUCAAGUGAAGGUAAUUUUUGUCUCCCAUUGUAUCAUGUAUCAAAAAUCAUUCAUGGUCUACUGUUGUAUGACAUUUGGCUUGAAACUUGAUAGUGGGGAUAUAUUUCUGUAUUGAAUUUACUUGGAAAAUCACAGAAAUUCCGAAUAACAUCGAUAUAUAGCUGCAGGGACUGUGAGUGAAUGAAGUAGACCUUUUUUCUUUUAUGAAGAACAGGAUGAUGAGGAGAAAGCUAGGAUGGUGUGACAUUUCACCAACAAAAAGAUUUAGAUGAGUGCAACUUGUAUUGAAGUUAUCUUAUUUGAACCCUACAUUUUGUGAUGAUUUUGAUUACCAAA
Theobroma umbraticum is the source of this 1910-nucleotide messenger RNA. Its product is annotated as NagB/RpiA/CoA transferase-like superfamily protein. Gene Ontology annotation, biological process: translational initiation. The record is from RefSeq and is a predicted model, not a curated record. Gene Ontology annotation, molecular function: translation initiation factor activity; guanyl-nucleotide exchange factor activity. NCBI's taxonomy places the organism in Eukaryota, Viridiplantae, Streptophyta, Magnoliopsida, Malvales, Malvaceae. Gene Ontology annotation, cellular component: eukaryotic translation initiation factor 2B complex.